Exophiala spinifera is the source of this 1662-nucleotide messenger RNA. RefSeq lists its product as uncharacterized. The record is from RefSeq and is a predicted model, not a curated record. Bases 1 to 1662 code for a protein of 553 amino acids. Gene Ontology annotation, cellular component: membrane. The transcript is spliced from 5 exons. NCBI's taxonomy places the organism in Eukaryota, Fungi, Ascomycota, Eurotiomycetes, Chaetothyriales, Herpotrichiellaceae. Gene Ontology annotation, biological process: L-cysteine transport; transmembrane transport. Gene Ontology annotation, molecular function: L-cysteine transmembrane transporter activity.
AUGGCGACCAAAGAACAACUUCGACCUGCGACGACGACCACUUUCAACGUGACUGAGCCUCAUGUGUCUGAACGGGAUGCAGACGUGACCUUCAAAGUACUGAGUCAGUACGGUGGUGAGCUCGCUCAGAGCCUUGACCGUGAGGGGGAAAAGCGGCUGGAUCGAAAGCUCUACUUCAUUCUCGUACCGUUGUUGGUGUUGAUCAAUCUCCUGCUCUUUGUCAGUCUGGCGCCUCUCACUCAGUCCUUAUUCAACGAGCAAAAGCGAUGGGCGGCAAUCCAUCCAUAUGCUUGCAAAAUUGACAAGGCCACGUUGGCGUACUCGUCCAUCCUUGGUCUCUUCGAAGAGACCGGGAUCGACGGCGGGAAAUAUAACAAUCUCAACACCCUCUUCUACGCUGGGUAUAUCAUCGGUCAGGUCCCCGGCCAUUAUCUCAUGCAGCGCAUCCCGCUGUCGCGCUUCAUGGCCGGUGCCACGUUUCUCUGGACGCUGAUAGUGUUUCUACACUGCACCGCCAGUUCCUACGGCGGCCUCAUCCCCCUGAGGUUCUUCCUGGGAAUGGUCGAAGCCCCUGUCGUCCCCGCGAUCGAGAUCACACUGGGCAUGUUCUUCGUCCCGGCGACCCAAGGUCUCUUGCAGCCCCUGUUUUGGAUUUCGUGCUUGGGUGCGCCUGUGCCCGCCGGCUUCAUCGCCUAUGGCUUGCUCUACACCCAUUCGGCGGUGCUACCUUGGAAAUUCUUUAUGAUCAUCACAGGGUCAAUGACUUUUCUCCUCACGAUCCUCGUCGCAUUCAUCUACCCCAACAAUCCGGCCGAGGCACGCUUCCUCACGGUCCAGGAGCGCAUACAUCUUGUCCACCGGAUCCACGCCGCGACGACGUCCAGCAUCGAACACAAGCAGCUGAAAAAGUACCAACUGCUCGAAGCCGUCCGCGACCCGGUCUCGUGGCUGUUCGGACUCCAAGCAUUUACGCUCAUGAUCUCCAACAACAUCGCAUACCAGCAGAACCUGCUCUUUGUGUCCCUGGGCGUGUCGAACCUCGGGUCGACCCUCGUCUCUGCUGCGUCGGGCGGUUUCAGCGUGGCGUGCUGCAUAGCUGCGACUGUAUUCCUGCGCUACAUUCCCUGGCGGAAGGCCUACUGGUCUACGUUUUGGUGUCUACCCGCCGUCGCAGGCGGCAUCGGCAUGUGCGCGCUUCCGUGGCACAGCAAACUCAGUCUCCUCGCGUGCCUGAUCCUCGCGGGGAGCACGUUCGGCAUCACCUACAUCAUCGCGCUGGGCUGGACGACGAGCACCGCCGCCGGGUACACCAAGAAGCUCGCGCGCAACGUCUUCUUCAUGGCGGGAUACGGCAUCGCCAACUUGAUCUCUCCGCAGAUCUGGGUGACGCGCGACGCCCCCCGGUACUAUCCCGCCUGGGCCGUGCAGAUAGUCAUCAGCUGGACGGGGACGCCCCUGAUACUGAUCAUCAUCCACCUCGUCCUGAAGAGGAGGAACGAGGAACGGUACGCGUGGAUCGCGGAACAGGAAAGGUUGGGCAAGACGAGGACCGGCAUCAUCGAUCGUGUCCGUGAGGACGGGGAGAAGGUUCAAGUCGAGGUCGACGUGAGUCUGUUGGACUUGACCGACGGAGAGAACAAGUACUUUAUUUAUCCACUGUGA